Messenger RNA from Camelina sativa (false flax), 4068 nucleotides. The record is from RefSeq and is a predicted model, not a curated record. NCBI's taxonomy places the organism in Eukaryota, Viridiplantae, Streptophyta, Magnoliopsida, Brassicales, Brassicaceae.
UUGUCAUCCUCCCCCACAUAGCUCUCUUUAAGGAUCUGUGAUAUUCAUCAUCUCUCUAGACAUACUUGCUAAUGGAUUCUUCUUCUUUUUUCCUUACCACUGUUGUUGCUGCAACAAUAGGCUUGUUCACGCUUUUUAAAAAACUCAGACUCCAUCAAGAAGAUGACAAAGAAACGUCAUCACCACCUCCAUCUCCUACAUCUCUUUCAUCUCCUCCAUCUCCUUUGAAUCGCAUCUGGACACACCAUGUCUUUCCAAGCUUCCGAGGGGAAGAUGUCCGUAGAGACUUUCUUAGUCACAUUCAAAUGGAGUUUCAAAGAAUGGGAAUCACACCGUUUAUUGAUAAUGAGAUCAAGAGAGGAGAGUCCAUCGGUCCUGAACUUAUUCGGGCGAUACAAGGAUCCAAGAUCGCAAUUAUCUUACUCUCGAGAAACUACGCUUCUUCGAGUUGGUGUCUUGACGAAUUGGCAGAGAUUAUGAAGUGCAGGGAAGAACUGGGUCAAAUGGUGAUGGUUGUUUUCUAUAAAGUGGAUCCGUCUGAUGUUAAAAAACUAACCGGAGAGUUUGGGAAAAUAUUCAAAAAAACUUGUGCCGGUAAAACAAAGCAGGACAUUGGGAGAUGGAGACAAGCUUUGGCAAAAGUAGCCACAAUCGCCGGUUACCAUUCAAACAACUGGGAUAAUGAAGCGGCUAUGAUAAAACAAAUCUCUACUGAUAUUUCCAACAAGUUGAAUAAUUCAGUAUCAUCAAGUGAUUUGGACGAGUUGGUUGGUAUGAAAGCUCAUUUGGAGGAGAUGGAACCAUUGUUAUGCCUAGAAUCAGAUGAAGUGAGGAUGAUUGGGCUUUGGGGUCCUUCUGGGAUUGGGAAGACCACCAUUGCUAGAGUUGUGUACAACAAUCUCUCCAACAGUUUUCAACUGAGUGUCUUUAUGGAAUCUAUCGAAGCAAAAUAUACAAGACCUUGUUCCGAUGACUACAGUGCAAAGUUGCACUUACAACAGCAGUUUAUGUCUCAAAUAACCAACCAGGAUGAUAUGAAGAUUUCUCAUUUGGGAGUUGUUCAAGACAGGCUAAAAGACAAGAAAGUUCUUGUUGUUCUUGAUGGUGUGGACCAGUCGAUGCAACUAGAUGCCAUGGCGAAAGAAACUUGGUGGUUUGGUCCUGGGAGUCGGAUUAUCAUCACAAGUCAAGAUCGAAAGCUUUUUAGGAGACAUGGGAUUAACCAUAUUUACCAAGUGGAUUUUCCACCACCUAAGGAGGCUCUACAAAUCUUGUGCACGUCUGCUUUUGGUCAAAAGUUCCCUAAAGAUGGUUUUGAAAAACUUGCUUGGGAAGUUACAGAACUUGCUGGUAAACUCCCUUUGGGUUUAAGGGUUAUGGGCUCUUAUUUUCGAGGAAUGUCUAAGCGGGAGUGGGCAAAGGAACUACCAAGGUUAAGGACUAGCCUUGACGCCGAUAUUCAAAGCAUUUUGAAGUUCAGUUAUGAUGCCUUAGAUGACGAAAACAAAUAUAUAUUUCUUCAUAUAGCCUGCUUUUUUAAUUAUCAAGUGAUUGAGAAAGUGGAAGAGCAUCUUGCAGAGAUGUUCUUGGAUGUGAGGCACGGGCUUAACGUAUUAGCAGAGAAAUCUCUCAUCUCUAUAGAUGAUGGAAGUAGAAUAACCAUGCAUAAUCUGUUAGUCCAACUAGGUAGAGAUAUAGUUCGUAAACAGUCUGUUCGUGAGCCUGGACAACGCCUAUAUUUGGUUGAUGCAAAAGAAAUUUGUGAAAUACUCACUGAUGAUGUACAAGCUAGUAGAAGUGUCAUAGGCAUAGAUUUCAACUUUAGCACAAUUAGGGUCAAGGAAAAUUUCCAUAUAAGUGAGAGAGCCUUUCAAGGAAUGACUAAUCUCCAAUUCUUAAGAUUAUGGGGGGAUCAGAAGGAUACAUUACAUCUACCAUGUGGUUUAGAGUAUAUGCCUCGAAAACUUCGAUUACUAAAGUGGAAGUAUUUUCCGAUGACAUGUUUGCCUCCUGUUUUCAACUCCGAGUUCCUGGUUGAAGUAGACUUGUGUUUCAGCAAACUUGAGAAGUUGUGGGAAGGAAUUAAACCGCUUCCAAAUCUCAAGUGGAUGGAUUUGACUUUUUCUAAAAACUUGGAGGAGCUUCCUGAUCUCUCAACUGCCACCAAUCUUAAGGAAUUGAAUCUCCAAUGUUGCUCCAGCCUGGUGAAGCUCCCCUCUACUAUUGGGUAUACCAAAAAUCUUCAGAAAUUGGAUCUUAGCCAUUGCUCAAGUCUGAUCAGUCUUCCCUCUACUAUUGGGUAUACCAAAAAUCUUCAGGAAUUGAAUCUUAGCCAUUGCUCAAGUCUGAUCAGUCUUCCCUCUACUAUUGGGUAUACCAAAAAUCUUCAGAAACUGGAUCUUAGCCAUUGCUCAAGUCUGGUGGAGCUUACUUCCUUUGUUGGUAGUCUCAGCAAUCUAAAAGAAUUGGAUCUUAGCGAUUGCUCAAGUCUGGUGGAGUUCUCUUCCUUGAUUGGAAAUGCCACUAAUCUAGAGAGUUUGGACCUUAGGCAUUGCUCAAGUCUGGUAAAGCUUCCCUUUUCUAUUGGAAACCUUCAGAAGUUGCAGACUUUGAGUUUAGAAGGAUGCUCUAAGCUAGAGUUUCUUCCGAACAACAUCAAUUUGGAAUCUCUCUACGCACUUAAUCUCAAAGAUUGCUUGCUGUUGAAAACUUUUCCUGAGAUCUCCACAAACCUUAGGAUUCUCGAUCUCACAGGAACUGCAAUAGAAGAAGUCCCUUCAUCAAUAGAAUCCUGGUCGUCUUGUCUCACUAAGCUGUGGAUGUCGUACAGUGAAAGACUCAAGGAAUAUCCUCAUGCUUUUGACAUCAUCACACACCUACACGUGAGUGACAAAGAAAUACAAGAGCUUCCUCCAUGGAUCCAGAAAUUCUCUCGUCUGUAUACACUUGUGCUCUAUCGUUGCAAAAAGCUGGUGUCAUUCCCACAAAUUUCCGAUUCCAUUGUACUCAUAAUUGCAGACGAUUGUGAGUCCUUGGAAGAGCUUCCCUCAUGGAUCAACUCUCGUCUUAGCAGACUCUUUCUCAAGAGAUGCAGAAAGCUGGUAUCACUCCCACAGAUUCCACAUUCCCUCACUUCCAUAAAUGCGGAAGAUUGUGAGUCCCUGGAGAGACUAGAUUGGUCAUUUCAAAAUCUGGAUAUUGAUCGUCUCAGGUUUGCUAAGUGCUUCAAAUUGAAUCAAGAAUCCCGAGACCUCAUCAUCCAGACACCGACUAGUGAAUAUGCGGUCUUACCCGGCAGAGAAGUGCCUGCAUACUUCACUCACCGAUCUGUUACUGGAGGUUCUUUGAUAAUCGAGUUAAAUGAGAAGCCUCUUCCUACAUCCAUGAGAUUUAAAGCUUGCGUUUUGCUGGUCAAUGAAGGUGUCCAUGAAACUUGGUCUUGCGUUUUUGUUACGUGUAAUAAGAGCAACACGUCACUAUCUCUCAUUUUAACAGAGCAUCUGUACAUAUUUGAAGUCGAAAUGGAUGUGACUUCCAGCGAGCUUGUCUUUGAGUUCAAGGUCCACCGUCACGAUUGGAAGAUAAGACAAUGCGGGGUACUCCAGCUCUCGGAGGUCCCUUUGAUGAAUCAUAAAAGUGACACACCCAGGCCCCGCCCAACCCUAAAGCAGCUGCUUUACCCUGCAUAAUAUAUACAAAAAAUUUGGGCUAGAUAAUGAAGCAAAUUCUUAGCUAAGUUGGUUAUGUUGUACAAGAGAACAUAUACAUUGUCGCAGGUUUGAUUCUCCAAAUUGGCAGUUUUUGUAUUUUUUUUAAUUGUUUGUAUCAUAUGUAUAAAAAAUGCUUUAGGCCUCGGUAAUCCUACGACCGGCCCUGGACACACCCUUAAUGAAACUGCAGUCUAUGCCAAAGUAUUGGAGACGGUCACUACAUUCAAGAGCCCAAUGAGAGAAGCAAGAAGGUAAUAUAUUUCACAUUAGGAAUUCUUCUUUAACUUUUUAAUCUUGAACAACUAUUAUUGCUCCUUUAAACAAAAUGAUUUUAACUCAUCAUCUUGAGAAAGCAUUU